Molecule: messenger RNA, 1220 nt
Organism: Dipodomys spectabilis (banner-tailed kangaroo rat)
Lineage: Eukaryota; Metazoa; Chordata; Mammalia; Rodentia; Heteromyidae
Gene: Azgp1
Product: alpha-2-glycoprotein 1, zinc-binding
Exons: 4
Coding region: 17-916 (299 amino acids)
Biological process (GO): immune response
Cellular component (GO): external side of plasma membrane
Source: RefSeq, a predicted model, not a curated record
CUUCAGAGCAGGGGCAAUGAUAACCAUGGUCCCUGUGCUGCUGUCCCUGCCUCUUCUUUUGGGUACUGCAGUCCCCCCAGAAACCUCAGCCGGUGCUCACCAUGCUCUGACCUUUCUCUACACCGGGGUGUCCAGGCCCAGCAAAGGCUUUCCCAGGUUUCAGGCCCUAGCCUUCCUCAAUGACCAGGCCUUCUUCCACUAUGACAGCGAGAGCCAGCAGGCACAGCCCCUGGGCCUGUGGAGCCAGGUAAGAGGAAUGGAAGACUGGAAGGAGGAGAGCCGGCUUCAGAAAGCCAGAGAGAUAUUCUUCCUGAUGACCCUGAGAGACAUCAUGGAUUAUUACCAGGACAGCGAAGGGUCUCACACCUUCCAGGGCAGGUUCGGUUGCGAGUUCUGGAGUAACGGAAGCAGUGGAGCAUUCUGGAGUUACGCGUACGAUGGAGAGGACUUCAUCAGAUUCAACAAAGACAUCCCAGCCUGGAUUCCCUUGGACAUAGCAGCCCAGGAAACGAAGAAGAAAUGGGAGGCAGAGAAGGUCUAUGUGCAUCAGGCCAAGGCAUACCUGGAGGAAGAGUGUCCUGGAAUCCUGCGGAGGUACCUGAACUACAGCAGGACCCAGCUGGAUCAGCAAGACCCUCCUUCUGUACGGAUCACAAGCCGUGUGGUCCCUGGAAGACACAGGACCCUCAAAUGCCUAGCGUAUGAUUUCUAUCCACAAGGAAUCAGCCUGCACUGGAACCAGGCCCACGUAGCCCAGGAGUCUGAAUCAGAGAGGGUCAUUCUUCCCAGCGGGAAUGGCACUUACCAGGCCUGGGUGCUGAUGAGGAUUGACCCUCAGGACAGAGGCCCCCACAAGUGCAGCGUACAGCACCCGGCCCUGCCCCAGCCCCUCACAGUGCAGUGGCAUGAGAGGUAGAGAGCCAGGGCCAAGGUGGAGGACUUGGCUCCAUGAGAGGGAGAUGUCACCAAGAUCCCUGGGGAAGCAGCACAAAGGAUGGCGCAAAUCCAGGUGAUAGAUUUCAAGGCAGAAGGCUUGGAGAUCACGCCCUCUGCCAAAUAUCACUCCCUUGUUUAACAAAAUAAUACUAAUUGUCCCAUCUGUAACCCCCCCUCUCAAAAUCAUCCCUUUGACGGAGCCCUGAGGACUCAACACCUGUCAUCCUAACUCCUCAGGACGCUGAGAUCUGAGAAUUGCAGUUCAAAGCCAACCCCGGCAGGAA